This is a messenger RNA of Aethina tumida (small hive beetle), 7904 nucleotides long. RefSeq names its product multiple PDZ domain protein-like. Bases 283 to 5673 code for a protein of 1796 amino acids. Gene Ontology annotation, molecular function: protein binding. The record is from RefSeq and is a predicted model, not a curated record. NCBI's taxonomy places the organism in Eukaryota, Metazoa, Arthropoda, Insecta, Coleoptera, Nitidulidae. The transcript is spliced from 28 exons.
CCAGUGUUUUCAGUUCGCGUUGUUUUCCCUCGAAAUUGAAGUGCGAGACAAUACUUUGGACAUAUAAAUAAAUCAAUCGCGUGUUUAAUUGCUGCGAGGUAAUAAAAUAUGUGACUAUGGUGGUGGCUCUAUCUUCGAAAAGAUACAUUUGUGACGCAUUUAUGACACUGAUGAAGCAGACCCUAGCAAUGUCGGGGAUUAUUCUCAAAAAUAGAAAUCAAUACUUUUUGAGAAUUUUUGAACGACAUCCAGAUCUUAGGAUAAAUUAAAUUAUUUGACGACAUGGUCUUAAAUACUGAGUGGGCACAAGUAGAAGUAAUUGAUUUAAUCAAUGAUGGUUCAGGACUUGCUUUCGGUAUCAUUGGCGGUAGAAGCACUGGAGUCGUUGUCAAAACUAUUUUGCCGGGUGGCGUCGCCGACAGGGAUGGUAGAUUACAAAGUGGCGACCACAUUUUACAAAUUGGAGAAGUUAAUUUACGAGGCUUGGGAUCAGAGCAGGUGGCCUCAGUGUUACGACAAUGUGGAGUGCAUGUUCGGAUGGUCGUGGCCAGACCAAUUGAAUCUACUAACACCGAUUAUCAGGCUCUGGGUAGUCAUGCUCCUAUUGUACCGACUAAGAUACUGGGUGACCCCUUGGAACUGGAUAGACAUCUUGUAGAAAACGGAUACGCUGACACUUUAACACAACUAGCUCCGUCCACAUACACCAAUCCAUUUAUUUACACUGGCCAAAAUUCUGAAGUUCAAUUACACCCUAUAUCAGGUAUUGUUGAUGUCGUUAAAGACCCAUUACCAAUUGGAAAUGUUCCCGUUUCCUUACCCAUCGAUGAGCCAAAGAACACACCAAAAAUGUUACCUCUUGAUAUGGCCCUGCACAAGCCCAAUUUACCAGAGACUGAAACUUGCACUGUUAACUUAAAAAAGGACGACCUGGGACUUGGUAUCACGGUAGCAGGAUACGUGUGUGAAAAAGAAGAAAUAUCUGGAAUUUUCGUUAAAAGCAUAAGCAAAGGCAGUGCCGCCGAUCUCACAAAAAGCAUAAAGGUUAACGAUCGAAUAAUAGAAGUAGACGGAGUAUCCGUAAUCGGCUAUACGAACCAUCAAGCUGUCGAACUCUUAAGAAACACAGGACCCACGGUCACAAUCAAGAUAGAGCGAUACUUAAGAGGACCUAAAUACGAACAGCUGCAGAUGGCAAUUCGCGCAAACGAACUAAGAUUACCCUCGCCCCCAUCUUCGUCCGCCACGUCGUUGCCAAAAGUACCAUUUAGUUUAGUGCACAUGAGUUACUUGGGCAUCGAGCCCGAGCCAGAAUCACGCACAAGUAUGGAUUUCGAUUCUGCAAUACUGCUGGAUGCGGAUAGCACGAACGACGAGGAGAAGGAGAUCGUGAUUGAUGGCACGAGAUCGUUGCAGUUCAAUGGUAACAGUCACGAGGCGAUAAAAAAUAAGUGGCGGGACAAGUUUGAGGACGACGUGGAAAUUGUGAUCGCCCAAAUGGAGAAGGAGAACAACAAGGGGUUAGGAAUUAGUUUAGAAGGUACGGUUGAUGUGGAAGACGGCAAGGAAGUGCGACCACAUCACUAUAUAAGGAACAUCCUACCAGACGGUCCUGUAGGUUUAAACGGCGCUUUACAAUCAGGAGAUGAGUUGCUCGAGGUGAACGGAAUAAUGCUGUUGGGUUUGAAUCAUCUUGAAGUUGUUGCCAUAUUAAAGCAGUUGCCAAAUUACGUUUGUUUAGUUUGUGCUCGGUAUCCCGUUCCUAUUAGAGUCAUUGAUACGGCACAACACAGGGAUGCUUUUCAGGCGAGGAAAAUACUGGCUGGAAGUUUACAAACUCUAAUUCCCUCCUGCGAACGGAACAGACUGGUAAAAGCAAAAUCCGAAACGUCGUUGGCAUCAAGUUUAACAAGUGACGCGUGCACCAUCAGUAGAUCAAGAUCGUUAGAAUUAAUAGCCGGUCUGCCAAUGUGGAAUCAGGAGACGACUGUUGUAGAACUGAAUAAAGGAGAUUAUGGACUUGGCUUUUCAAUAUUAGAUUAUCAAGAUCCACUUAACAGCCAGGAUACGGUGAUAGUAAUUCGUUCACUGGUGCCGGGCGGUGUUGCUCAAACGGACGGAAGACUGAUCCCUGGCGAUCGACUGAUUGCAGUCAAUGAUAUCAAUGUGGCCGACUCGUCUUUAGAUCGAGCGGUGCAAGUGUUAAAGGGCGUACCAAAAGGUCCCGUCAGGAUAACUGUAGCAAAACCACUUAAUAGUAAUGAUGCCGUCUCGCACACCAGUCAGGACACUGAAGACGAUCAAACAUGCAUAGAAGACUUUCAAGAGUGCAUAGAAGAAUAUCAAGAAUGUCUGGAGGUGGUUCAUAUAUGUAUCGAUGGAGAAAACUCCUUUAACUCAUCGUAUAAUAGUCAAACCGAUAAGUGCAGCCAAAAGAAGAACACCGAUCAACAUUUAUUAAAUAGUGAUUUUUUAGAGAAUAAUUAUUUAAAUUUAAAACCUGUGGAUACUAUAGGCGAUAGUGACUUAGACAUUAGUUUUAAAAGUACUAAUGAAUCUCAAUUAGAUAAUAAAUCGGGCGACUGUGAAAAUUUUAACGACCGAAAUGUAUUUAAUAAAAAUAAUAAUAAGUGCGAUUCAGUAUUAAUUAAAACGGAUAGUUUAACACAGAGUGAAAAAAUAUCAAAUCAAACACCAUCGUCCGUUUCGGAAAAGGACGGCUACGAAACAUGCGUGGACGACUCGUUUUCCGACGACAAUUCCAAGUUUAAUCACCAACAAUUGAACAGAGAUACAUGCGAAACCCUAAUCAAAACCAACCCAACCCACAAGGAAGUACGAAACAUACAAACAACGCAAGUAUUAGAGGAAAAUGAACUAGAAGAUAUAACACCAACAAACUCGAGAAACGUACUGGACCAAAAUUACGUAGACGUGCAAGAUUCAACGAGUGAUUCCAUAAAAACUGGUUCGACCGUGGUGGCCGUGGCCGUUUCCGAACCGUGUUUGAACAUGAACUUUCCCGAAUACCAUAUCUGUUUGGACACUAAAUUCGACGACGAACUGAAAUCCUACGAUCAAACCGAAGAUUCGGGGGGCGACGAAUUUUUUUUAGUGCAAUAUCCUCCGCAAUCGAGCAAAAGCCUUAGCGAGCCGAACGUUCUCGACUCCGUGGACAUAUCUCGCAGUCCCGGAAAACGAUGUUUCAAAAAAUGCUUGGAGGAGUAUUAUAACGAUUACGAAGACUGCCUGGAAGCUUACGGCAUUUAUCAGAAGGGCAUGCAGGAGAAAACGGAGGAGGGGACGGUGGAAAUGUCGGACGACGAAAUAUUCAACGACAUUCUUUUACCUUUCAAAAGCAAAUCUGCUCCGGAUGUGAUGGAUAGGUCAUUUAUUAUGUUGACUUAUGAUCCGGGACCUUCGAAGAAUAGAAGACAGUCCGCUUUUGUUCCGGGAUAUCAGUGUGAUGAGAGUGAAAAAAACUCACAAAUGACAGUGAUACGGCAAAUUGAUAAUGAUUAUGGUACAUUAAGGGGAUGCCAUUUUGACGAGAUGCUGCAAAAACAUUGGGGAUCAACCCACACCGUGAAAAUAUACAGAGAACCGAACAAAAGUUUAGGUAUAAGCAUAGUAGGCGGCAAAGUCGACUUACAAAAAUCGGAGUCAAAGACAAUUUUGGGUAUCUUCGUUAAAAAUGUCGUCGAAGAUAGUCCAGCCGGAAAGACCGGACAAUUUAAGACUGGCGAUAGAAUCCUUGAAGUAAGUGGAAUUGAUUUGCGCCAAGCAAGUCAUGAAACUGCUGUUCAAGCAAUCAGAAAUGCUUCCAAUCCAGUGUCCUUUGUAAUACAAUCUCUUAUACAAUGGAAUAUCGACGCGGACGCGAACACAUUCCAAAACGACGAAGAAAAUUGCCCGUCGCCGUUUCCAUCGCCCGUAAGCGUGAACGCCCCCGAAAUCGUACCCGAUCUGAAAUCGGACAGACCCAAAGGAGACGUGGUCAAAGAAAAUGGUGGACAACUUUUGAAUGAAAAACCGUUCGAGAGUGUCAAACGGACGGCGACACCGGAACCGGUUGCUGAAACACCACCGCCCACUAUUAACAUCCGACAUGACGAUUCCAACGACGAGAGCGAAGAUGAAGAAGAGGACACUAGGGAAAUGGAGGGAAGGACGGUGUCCUCCAAAGGAAUUUCGAUUGAUCGGGCUAGUGCGGCGAAUGUCAAAAGGUCGAAAGAAGAAAUUGCUUCAGAUCCAGAAAAAGAAGAUGACUUCGGAUAUACAAUGAACAAAGUGAAAAAGAAAUACGCUAAUCUGGGUCACACAAUUUUAAUGGUUCAGUUGGAGCGUAGCAAUCAGGGCCUGGGUUUAAGUCUAGCGGGUCACAAGGAUCGUAACUGUAUGGCCGUAUUUGUUUGUGGUCUCAAUCCGAACGGGGCCGCUUACAAAACUGGAGACAUUCAAAUCGGCGAUGAGAUUUUGGAGGUCAAUGGUGUGGUUUUACAUGGUCGAUGCCAUCUAAACGCUUCAGCUAUUAUAAAAGGCCUGUCUGGACCAAUAUUUAAAGUUAUCAUAUUAAGGCGAAAAACUGCCAUAGAUGACAUCGCUGUUAAACCCAUUACCCAGUUCCCUGUUUCUUUGGCGGAGGAGGCCUCCGAGGAGCAGUUUAGUGCAAGCUAUCCAAAUGUGCGCACCAUCGCUAUCAAAAAGCAAGCAAAUCAAAGCUUAGGUAUUAUGAUAAUAGAAGGAAAACAUGCGGAAGUUGGUCAGGGUAUAUUCAUCUCGGAUAUUCAGGAGGGCAGUUCCGCUGAAAAGGCUGGCCUAGAAAUCGGAGAAAUGAUAUUGGCUGUCAAUAAAGAUUCGCUUGUUGGUUCUACAUACGAAACGGCAGCCAAUUUGUUGAAAAGAACUGAAGGACUUGUAUCCCUUGUAGUUUCCAAUCCUGGGAAAAAAUCUGAUAACCAUUCUGCUUCUAUUGGCAACGAUAAAAAUUCCAUUACUCCCGUAUCCAACACCGCUAUUUCUACAACAUCUUCAACACUGAAACCUUCAAAAACUCCUUCUAGGCCUACUACACCUGUACCUGAACCGCCUGUUGAUUUGUCAACAUGUCCAAUAAUUCCCGGAAAAGAUACUACGAUCGAGUUGACAACCGAUAACAAAGUUUUAAGCAUAUACUUUGUUGGGGGAAAAGAUACGGCUGUACCAAAAGGCAUUGUGAUAGUAGAAAUAUAUCCAAAUGGAUGUGCGGAAAAAGAUGGUCGUCUCCAACCUGGUGAUCAAAUUCUAGAUGUUAAUGGUACCUCUUUGAAGGAUGUAACUUAUCAAACUGCUUCACAAGCGUUAAGACAAACACUGCCAAAGAUGAAACUGACUAUCUACAGACCAGUGUCAAUGGAAUUCACUCCCAUCGAAGUGGAUCUGAUGAAAAAACUUGGAAAAGGAUUAGGUCUUAGUAUUAAAGGCAGGAAAAGCGGAAAAGGGGCUUAUAUUUCUGAUAUUAUUACUGGAGGACCAGCAGACAUAGAUGGAAAAAUUGCCAAAGGUGAUGUAUUGGUGUCUGUGAAUGGACAAAAUGUAGAGAACUUACCUGGAGAAGAAGUGGGGGCCAUAUUAAAGACUGUCACAGGCAGAGCGUCACUAAAAUUAAACAGAUACAAAGCUAUUGCAAGAUAAUUACUUAUAAUUAAUAAGUUAAUACUUAUACGGUAUCUUGCGCCAGAUUUCAUAACAAACAUUAAAGUGGUUUUAAGUUUUUCGUUUGCCAAAAAAUAUUGUUAAAUACGUUGAAGUUCUGGAAAUAUAUUUUCAGUUCACAUCGUCCCAAUAUGAACCAAUAUGGCCAUUACAGUCAGCGUCCGAACAUUAAUAUAUGUCCAAAUUAGACUGAAUGCAAAAAUCUGCACGCAUAAAAUAGUUAAGUCACUACUCAAACUAUUUCCAGUGACAGUAAAUUAAGUCCACUUCAACAUUUAUUAUAAAAUCAGGCGUUAUAUUCACAGCUAGUCAAAUUAAUGUUAUUUGUUGAAACUAAUUUAAAUAACAUAAAGCAAUAUUUUCAUUUAAUUUGAGAAUAUUAUCUUAAAGUUCAUUUCUAACAACUAUGCACUUCCAUGGAGGGUAACAUUGAACUAACAAUAAUUCACGAUGAAAGUUAAAGGAAAUUGUUUAUUUAUAUUAUAUAUUUUUUUGAAAUUAUGGAAUAAAUAACAUUAGUUUAAUACCAUGUAAUAAUAUGAAAUAUUUUUUAUAAAAUGUGAAUUGGUUUCUAUGAUACCCCCCAAAUUUUCUUUGAGUUUAAUUAUGUGUGAAGUAAGCUGAACCUUCAUUCUAACUGUGGCUUAUUUUUCGACAAAUAUGUAAGGCACACAACGGUGUUACAUUGUCCAAUGAUAGCAAAUUAUCAAAAACUAAUGAAAACAAUUAACUGUCGGAUUUUCAAGCUAAUAACAUAUAUAACUGCAUUUGUAAGUCAAAUGUGCCUUUAUACCAAAGGAGACUAUAUACAAUUUAACUCGUCUUGUUUUUCUUGUCCAAUUUGUUUUCAAAUCAAAUAUAUAAAGAAUAAAAUAAAUAUUUUUGUGUUAUUUCCUUUUGAAAUUUAUUUCAUUGCAAUAUAAUCUCUCAAUAGUAACGUUACUAUAUUUUAUAUGUAUUUCUCUCGUGGAUGGAUAUAUGUAGUUUUAUUCUAUUAGUGUUGUAGAAUAUUGCAUAACAAUAUCGUUAAAAAGUGCAGUAUUAUGAAAGUAUAAUUAACAGUUUAUGGAUGUUAUAUUAUUUUAAAGAAAACUAUGGUCUAAUCUCACAUAUCGAUAUGUGCUGCAUUUUACUAUUAUACCUCGUUGAAAAACUUAAUCGUUUCAAUUGAACCUUUAAUUGUUUUUAAAUGAACAUGAUAUGUUAGUGUAGACCUUGUCUAUUAUUGUUUCAGCUAACUGUAACCACAAAGGUUUUAUGAAAUUUUCUUUAGUCAACAUAAACCUUAAUCAUUAUUUAGAUGUUGUUAAUCAUGUUAAUUUUGUGUAUUUAUUAUAUUAUUAAAAAUGUUGCAUUUAAUUCAAAUAAAAUUAAGCAACAUAAGUUUUAAAUAUUGGAGAAUCAAUACUUGUGUGAUAAUCUAUAGUUCUAACAAUAAUGUAGUUCUAAAAACAUAUGCCUAUAAGGAGUGACUCAGAAUUCAACCUAAUAUGCUGCCAAUAGUUAUUAGUAAAUACUAAUAACUUACAGUUUAAAAUAUUCCAGUAUAUAUCUUCUUGUUCUAAAUAAUAAGUUGGUUUUAAUUUCACUCACAAGUUAUUUUAAUAUUACUCUGCAGAAGAAACUUAAUUAUCCCAUAAUAUGAACACAUUUUUAAGUGGAAUUCUGGAACAACUUGUAUGUAAAAUCUUCAAUAUUUAAGAAUAUUACAAUUUAUCUAGUCAAAUAAGUUAUUGUUGUUACUUAAUUUAUUAUCUAUAUGUAUGUAUUUAGUACACAAUAGUCUACCUGCUUAAAUUGUGAUAAACCAAAAAUGUAGUAGGUAAAAUAAGUCACAUGUUUCACAUUUCAUUUAUGAAAUAAUAAUCAUGCUUGGAAAGUACUUUUAAUAAUUAAGUUAUUUCAUAAAAUCAAUUAGUUGAAGGUAUUACAUAACUUUCAAGUGUUAGAUAUAAAUAAAAGAACAUAUUUAGGAUAAUUUGUGAAAGAAUGCAUGUAUUAUUUUAUAAUAUUUUGCAUUUCCUAUUAGGUAUUUAUAGAUAUCAAUAUUAAAAAAUAAAAUUACAUUUUUAAACAGACUGUAAUAAUUUGUAUAUAUGAAUUAUUCUCUUGCAAAAGUUCACUUGUAUUAAAUUUAGAACUAUUUUGUAACUAGUGUUAUGCAAAAUGCAUGCUAGAAUUUUAAUAAAAUCCACUUUAUCUCUUGCUAA